This is a messenger RNA of Tarenaya hassleriana, 1582 nucleotides long. RefSeq names its product charged multivesicular body protein 7. The coding region runs from base 181 to 1467 and encodes 428 amino acids. Lineage: Eukaryota; Viridiplantae; Streptophyta; Magnoliopsida; Brassicales; Cleomaceae. Gene Ontology annotation, biological process: vesicle budding from membrane; late endosome to vacuole transport via multivesicular body sorting pathway. The transcript has 8 exons. Gene Ontology annotation, cellular component: multivesicular body; cytoplasmic side of plasma membrane; ESCRT III complex. The record is from RefSeq and is a predicted model, not a curated record.
AUUCCUGUACUGUUUGCCUUCCUCGCUCUGGUCACCGAUCCAUAGUAUAAAAUCCACAUUCGCGAUUGCUUGCUUCCGGCGGGAAUCGACUUUCAAAUUCGUGGAUUUCGGACGAAAAGACUAAAAGAGCUUAACGAUUCUCUUCGAAUUGCUGCUGAUUUUGCCCUAGAAUUCAUCGGGAUGAAGGAAAUGGAUCCGGAUUCUGUGAGAGAGUUCAUACGAAGAGAAGUUCCGGACUGGGACGACGAGGUGGUUGCUACAGCCAGAUUCAAGGCUUUUAGUGGGCAGAGAUGCGAUUGGGAACCUAAAUUUCAUUUCUGGAGAGAUUUAAUUCUCAAGGUUUCGCGUCAAUUCGGUGUGUUCAUUAUUGAUCCCAUCCAGGUCAAGAAAGUGUGGUUUGAUCGAGGAGGGUUGACGCCUCUAUGCAUUGAUCAUGUACUGUCGGUGAUGUAUAAUGAUGGCGAUCUUAUGCGGUUUAGGGAUCUCGAAGAUCCGGGCAGUGGGCGCAUAUCACGUUUAUUGAGGAAAUUGAAGAAUUUAACGGUUCAAUCUGCCAUGACGCCAGAAAAAAUUCGGGAAGAUAGACUUGUUAUUAUUCCACUGUUGCAGGAAAAGGUGGCUGAGAUUGUGAAACUGUUAUCUGAGGGACACUGGACUUCUACAUGUGUUGUUACGUUGAAGCAGUUCCAGAAUCUGUUCAACGGGCCGGAUGAAGCAUCUGCUGUCUUGAGUUACUUGUCAGGAUGUGGAAAAGCGCAUUUUCUCUCUAUCAAUAGGGGAGAACGUAUAGAGGGUGUUAAAAUUUCCCUGACACAAGCAGUAGUUUCAAAUGUCUCAAGUGUGGAAUGGGAUGUUCUGCACUUGCUGAGGACUACAGAAAAGCUUCAGGAUCAAGUUGAUGUGACUGACCAACGUUAUGAAACUUCAAGGAAAUCAGCUUUGGUGUUAUUAAAAUCUGGAAACAAGAAGGCGGCUAUGAGGCAUGCAAGGGAAUUGAAGCUGGCAACUGAGAGCAGAGAAAAAUACACAUCUCUUCUGAACAGAGUAGAGGAAAUGCUAAACGUUGUAGCAGAUUCAGAAUCAACAAAAAUGGUUUCUGAAGCUAUUAAAACUGGAGCUCGGGCUAUGAAAGAGUUCAAGAUCAGCGCAGAAGAAGUUCAUGUAUGCUUGGAAGAAAUUGAGGAAACCAUUGAAUCGCAGAAGCAACUCGAAAAAACGCUUGAAUCAGCCCCAUAUCCAGAUAUUGAAGUUGAAGAUAUCGAAGAGGAAUUCAUGAAACUAGAGAUGGAGCUUGAAAGUGGCAGUUCCCAGGGUAGACCUGUGACUUCUGAUCCUGCAGAAAUACUGAGUGAUAUGCUCUCGGGGCUUAAGUUUGCCGAUAGCUCUGUUACAGAUCAAACAAUGCAGCAAACGGCUGAAGCAGUCCAAUUGAAGGAUACAGAAAAGCGCAUCCUUGAAGCUGCGUAACUAUAAGACAUUUUGGUUUGUGAUGUUCUUCCUGUCCAUCAACUUAUGUGUGAUCAUUGGUAAUCGUGUACACAUAUCUUCUUUAUGAAUGCUAUCCUAUUGUUUUACAAUACAA